AUGCGUUGCAAUCGAUCGGCCAUCGAGUCGUCAAUCUGCAUACAUUUCCUACUGAUGGUCCUGGUUUUUCUAUCGGCGUGCAUCGAACGAGCCGAGGGAAGGAGAUGCGUGUGCACCAGCAAGGCCUGCAAGAAAGCCGGGGUGGACACGUGCAAAACGAAAUUUUCCUGUUACACGGAGCUGAUUCUGACUGGCGGUCAGAAAUUAGGGGAGAACGCCACUACGAGAGGAUGUACAGAGGGUGCCACACCAUUGUUGUGCGAGACAAAGUCCUGGGUCACGAGGUCGAAGUCGACCGACAACGUGGACCGAUCGUCAGCUCCCUGGAACCAUAUGACUUGGCCCAGAUUGAAGUGUUGCGACAGCCACGACUACUGUAACGCCAAUCACCGCGUGAAUGUCUCCACGUGGAUCCACGACGAGGACAGGACCGAUCUAGAGGAACCUACCGUCGACUAUGAUGGCACGUUUAAUGGGAUAUCAUCGCAUCGAGACGUAAUGGGAUCGAUCCGGCCCGAUCCAGGGGCGAUCGCCGGAGGUCGGGAAUCAUCCGAUCAGCUUCUUCAGAAUCGCGUUAAGCCGCUCCACGUCGCCGCUCUGGUCUUGGCGAUCGCUGCCCUGAUAUCGGUCCUAGCAGCCUGCUACGUUAUUACAAGGUUCUUGAAGACGAAUCCGUACACUGCUGGAAGUGUAGAGUAA
Messenger RNA from Colletes gigas, 699 nucleotides. RefSeq lists its product as uncharacterized. The transcript has 5 exons. NCBI's taxonomy places the organism in Eukaryota, Metazoa, Arthropoda, Insecta, Hymenoptera, Colletidae. Bases 1 to 699 code for a protein of 232 amino acids. The record is from RefSeq and is a predicted model, not a curated record. Gene Ontology annotation, cellular component: membrane. Gene Ontology annotation, molecular function: transmembrane receptor protein serine/threonine kinase activity.